Molecule: messenger RNA, 933 nt
Organism: Moesziomyces antarcticus
Lineage: Eukaryota; Fungi; Basidiomycota; Ustilaginomycetes; Ustilaginales; Ustilaginaceae
Exons: 1
Coding region: 1-933 (310 amino acids)
Source: RefSeq, a predicted model, not a curated record
AUGACUGAUGCGCUUGUUGGGCUCGACAACCUCACCGCCGUCAUUCGCACCGAGGCCGAGACGCUGGCUGCCUUUGUGGUCUCCUCAACAUAUGCCUCCGCAACGACUGGACUAGACUCGCGUGCCGCCAAAAACGUAGAUGGGCCCGACAAGGUAGGAUCCACAUCGCAGAGGAAGAAAGACGACGAGGAGACAGGAUUGUGGACUGUGACGGUUGGCAGCGAGCGAGGAUGGUGGGGUACCACGCUCUCGCCUGCGUCCCUUCAAAAGCUUCUCGAUCGACACCGUCACACACUCCAAGACCAUCCUGGCGAAACACACCGCGACAAGUUAGCCUCCAAGAUCAGCAACGCAUUUGCACGGCAGCGCAUCUUAUGUGGCGUUCCACGCUCCUGGCAGAACAACACCGCAUGGCCUUCGAUCCGACUCUACUUUGACGCCGAUACGUCGCCGAUCCACCUCGACCUCGAGCAACUCUCCCCCGAAGCAGCCCUUUUCCACAGUACACGUGUUUCACUGUUCGCCAAGCCUCCCUCGCCCUCGGCUUCUGGAAGCUCGUUUGCACAGCAUCAACUGCAGCGUAAACUCGAAGCGACGCAGCAAGCGUUGCGGGAAGAGCGGCACAAGUAUCGCUCGCUUCUCGCUGCACCCUCGGCGGCGGGCGGACGACACGGAAAACGACCCGUGGUCGGGCUUGGAUCCAGCCAGCGCUCGAGUGCGUUGCCCUCGUCAUCGCCCAGCUCGGGCUCGAGAAGCUACGGCCCAAAUGCGCCCAGCUCGGACGAUACAAGCACAGUCUCGAGCCAGCCAAACAGGAGAGGGUGGCAGAGAACGCUAUCGCUCGUCAACCCCACGCGCGUCCAGAGAGCCUACCCGAGCGAAAACGAUGACUUUGUAGGCGAUGACGACGACGGCGGCGAGCUCGACAUGUAG